Messenger RNA from Haemonchus placei, 1578 nucleotides. The record is from the annotation of a GenBank genome assembly. Lineage: Eukaryota; Metazoa; Nematoda; Chromadorea; Rhabditida; Trichostrongylidae.
AUGCAAAUGGUUGUUCGCAACAAUGUCGGUCGUACUUCAAUUCGGCCAUAUCGUUCUCCUAUAACCCGGCUUUAUCUAGACCGUGAGUUGUACAAAGUUCGACUCAGUCUCCUUCCUAAUCAGCCUUAUCCUCAAAAUGCACUGGAAGCCUACGAAAGUAUUCGAUCAUUCGUAGAGAAUGCCGCUGAUGGAUGCUGGUCCAUUCAAACAGACCCUCCAAGAAUCAGCUUCAGAACCCAAACUCUCCUCUCCGAGCGGAUUACUCUCCGGAAUAACUCAUCUUCAGUUGGUCGUAUAGCAUACUCCAUCAUUUGCAAAGCAGCUAGGAUAGCCCUAUUGGAGGAUAUACGUCAGCGAAAAACAAUAACUGUGCAAAAAGCAAUUGAAAGAGGCAGAAGUACGAUUGAAGCGCAGAGAAAAGGGGUUCUUAGGAAGAGAAGAUUGUUGAUAAAGGACUCAACAACCGGAGACAUUCCCUCUUCUUUCGAACCUUGCCCACCCUUCUGCAUUGACGAAUCGGAACAUGCUCUUUCCCUACUACGCAUUGGAAGAUCUCCUGGCCCAGAUCGAAUUUCUGCGGAGCAGUUAGCUCUCGCAAAAUCCACAAUUGCCCCUUUGCUCACAGAACUUUUGAACGGUAUUAAACAAGGCGACCCUAUCCCAGAAGAUUUAACGACUGCUCACGUGAAAUUGUUGUUCAAAAAGGGAGAUCCUAAUAACGUAAGCAACUACCGACCAAUUUCGCUGAUAUCGGGAGUACUCAAAGCAGUAACAAGAGCCAUCUUGAAUCGCAUAGACAAAAAACUAGAAGAGUCAGAGAGCCCAAUUAGGGUCACCAUACAAAGAGGCAUUAAACAAGGAGACACACUGAGCCCGAAACUCUUUAACCCCACCUUACAAAUGGUACUCGACUUCAUUGACUGGGGAGAAUGCGGACUAAGUAUUGGAGGAAGAUUGCUUUCCAGUCUUGACUAUGCAGACGACGUUACACUGCUAGCUUCCUCUCGUGUCAUGCUCAAGAAAAUGCUACAACUCCUUUCCAAUGCAUCUACUAAGGUUGGACUCCACAUUGACCCAGAAAAGUCAAAACUGCUGACAAGUAGUAAAACGUCGAGGCAUCCUAUAUGUAUCGAUGGAAGAGUAUUCGCCUUCGUUGAUCACGCCCUUUAUCUUGGUUGUUGCUUCUCUUUCCCACCAAGCUCAGCAGAUGAAAUAGCACAUCGAAUUCGAUGCGGUUGGAAUGCCUUCAGAAGACUUCAAUAUAUCCUUUGCAACAGAAAGGUUCCCCUCCCAUUGACAGCAAGCAUUCGACUCCUGUAUAACCCCGACCGUACUCUAUACUCAAAGAAAGAUGGAAAGGAGGAUGCUCGGAUUACGUUGCUGGACCGAUGGAGCUGUGAAAGGAUAAGAGCACUCACGAAAGUCAGAGACUGGAUAAACGAGGCUCCAAGAAGAAAACUCACGUGGGCUAGAAAGAUAAGUGAAAUGGACGAAAACGUAUGGGCUCGAGUGAUCACGACAUGGAUUCCAUAUGACUACGUGGACCGAAGAAGGAGAGGACAUUCGAUGGCGCGAUGA